AUCCCCUACAGCUCUUCCCAACCCACCUCUCGCCAUGGCUGCCGUACCCUUAGCGCGUUCGUCGCUUCAAUCCACUGCAGCGUCGUCGAGGAUCUAUUCCUUUCAAAUUCCGCAUAUCCCCACAGAAAAAACGUCUCCUGCAUUUCCAGACCGCCCACGGCGAUUCAGUUUCAAGGAUCCAUCGGCUGUCUCGCGGCCUCGGACAAGAAAUCAGCAGCACCGCGAAGAAAGCCCCAACGCGUCAUUAUCUCACGCUUCUCACCAGCAUUUCGUCAUGCAAGUGGUUUCGCAGCGUUCCUCGCGUUUCUCGACGCGUCUUGGGUCGUCGUCGCUGCCUCGCUCCCUCUCCAGACCCUCCCACGCCCCCCCUGCUCGCCAUGCCUCCUUGUUCCCGACCUAUCCGCCAAUGCACCCCACGCGGCGGUUUUCACAGGCCGCGCAGAGCGACGGCGGAGUAGCUGGCGAGAGAGUGACAUCGUGCGUCGAGGGCGAGAGGCUUCGAGCAGCUGCGCGACGACAACGACAACGGCGACGACGUCGCACAGCUUGUCGCGCGUCUGCAGGCGGUCGCGACAAUCGCGAAGAUUCGCUCAGCGACAAUCCCCACAGCAACGCGCUCUGCGAACGCAGCGAACACUCGUCUCAAGACCCGUCCCGGCUAUUGAGCUCCUCGGGGACGGAGCGUAAGCCGCUGCCCGUACAACUACUUAUGGCGGCGGUUUCCUCUCCGUCUGCCCCGUUGAAAGCGGCAGGUGCGGCUGUAGCGACAGCAACGGUCAUUUGGCUCGCUGCCGCCCUCCGCUCCACUGGCGUGCUGCCACGUGUCUCACUCAGAUCGCUUUUGCUCCCACCGCCCGCCCAUGCUGCUGUGUUAACCACAGCUGGCCUCAAACCGAGUAGGUUAGGCUCGGUUGCGGCUGACCCCAAGCCUAGCAAGCCAGGCUCGGAUGCCAGAGCUGCAGCGGUGGCUCGGAAUGGGGGUGGGGAGGAGGCACUGGCGGGUCAAAUGUCGCAGCCAAGAGAGCAAGGGAUGCAAGAGCAGCAGCAACAACACGUGAGUCAAAAGCAGCAGCAGCAGCAGCAGGAGCGGAAGGCACCUCAGCAGAGGCGCAGGGCGCAGCACUACGACGUGUCUGGCCGCACGGGAGUGGCGCCCGCGCGCUACACGGCCAUAGUGCGCUUCCCCAAGGCGUGCGGCAUCCUCGUCGGCACGCCCGUGCGCAUGCGAGGCAUCGCCGUAGGCUCGGUGGUAGCGGUCCGGCCGAGCCUCACAAGCGUGGACGUGGUGAUCGAAAUACUAGACGAGGACAUCGUUAUUCCGCGCGGCACGACUGUAUUCGUUAACCAGUCGGGGCUUAUAGCGGAGACGCUGAUUGACAUGACGCCGCUGCUGCCGAUUCCCGACUAUGGCGCCGGGCCGAGGGACGCUGGGUGCCGGGAGGAGGGGUUGAUCGUGUGCCAUAGGGAGAGAGUGGAGGGGGAGAUAGGGGUGAGCAUGGAUGAGAUGGUGCGGCUGUGUGUGAAGAUGGCGAGGCAGGCGGAGAGAGAGCGGGGUAAGAGGAGUGGGGGAAAGGGCGGCGUGGUGGUGAGCAGCAAGGUGUGAUGGCGGGAAUGUGGGAGCUGCAGUUUCCAUGUGGUGGCUGGGGGCAGGGAGUGCGAUUGAAUGUGAGAGCCGCCAGGACGCAUGGGUGUGAUAGCUGGUGUGUGGGGAGAGCGAAGGGUGCAAAGUUGGGCGGGGAGACGGAGGCAGAGAGGGCCAAGAGGAGCGGGGGGUGAGGGUAGGAUGUGAUAGCAGCGGUGUGGGGAUGAUGGCUCAAAUAGGGAGAGUGAAGGGGGUGAAGAUGGGGAAUCCUUAGAAGCAUGGGUUGGUGGGGGGAGGCGGAGUUGCGAGGGGGAGCUCGAAAUCAAGAGAUUGAUCGUUUCUGGUGCUGGAGGAGCGUUGGGUGAAAGUAGUUUCAGCUAGUAGAAUGGAAUCUGCAAGGGCACCAGCCAGGACCUUGCCAGGGCGGAGGUGGAAGGUGUGGAGGAGUGAAGACGAACUACCUGUACUGCUUUCGGCUGCCGUAAGCUAGCUGCCAUGGGAGCAAGAGGAUUAGCCGAGCCUUGUGGUGGUGGAUGGAGCCAGCUGCUGCGUCUCCCUGUAGAGGCUUGUUGCUGAUACGUUUUUUGAGGCUUCCAGCAAAGGCUGUGCGAAAUUCAACAGUAGGUUGCUCCUACAGCCGCUUGGCAGACAUGCUGCGGCUACCCUGCAUCAUGCGCGAGAAAGAAUGACUACAAUGAUGCAAACAGGUUGGUUUUGUCUAAGUGGUUGUACCCUCUAAGAGUACGCACCUAUCUAGGCUAUAAGACAUGCAUAAUA
Molecule: messenger RNA, 2359 nt
Organism: Closterium sp. NIES-67
Lineage: Eukaryota; Viridiplantae; Streptophyta; Zygnematophyceae; Desmidiales; Closteriaceae
Source: the annotation of a GenBank genome assembly